AUGGACUACGAACACCAGAAUCGAGCGCCAUCACCAGGCUCUCCAGCCGCCUACCUUCAUCUCGUAGACGGCCGAAGCAGCCAUCAAUCUCAGAUACUGCUUCCACUCUGGCACAAAGAGAUCUUCAAAAUUGGGCGAGACCCUAAUUUCAACACGUUGGCGAUUGACGAUGAUGCUGACUUGAUGGUCUCUCGAAACCACUGUGAAGUCUAUGUCAUUGAGUACGAACCAACCGUCAACCACAUUUACGUUCGCGAUAGAAAGUCAUCCAAUGGCACAUUCGUCAACGAUCAGCUCAUUGGCCGUGGUCCAGAGAUUACCGCUGGAUAUCUGCUGCAGGAUGGCGAUAAGUUCACAGUCGUUCAAGAACAUGCCCCUCCCCGCCAUGAACUGACCAGCCUGCAACUUGAGGAGUGCGAGUUGUUUGCGCACAUGUACCAAGUCACCGAACGCCGUCUCGGCCAAGGGGCAGAAGCUGCCGUCUGCUUGGCCAACGAAGUCUCGACUGGGAAGCAAUUGGUCUGCAAAAUCGUCAAUCUCGAUAAGAUUCAAGGAAAGAAUGCUCAAGAAGACAUUCGACGCAAGUUCCAAGAGGCCGAUAUCUUGCGACAGCUGCGACAUCCCAACAUUCUGCCAUAUGUCGAUGCCAUCACUUCUCCGCAUACACUCUAUACCUUCACGGAACUUGCCUCCGGGGGCGAUCUCAUGUCCUUCUUGUUCCGCCAUGGGACAGCUAAAGAGUUUGACGCACGAAUCAUUAUUCGCCAGGUGGUUCGUGGACUUUGCUACCUUCAUGAGAAAGGAAUUGUCCAUCGCGACCUCAAACCGGAGAAUAUUCUCUUGGCAUAUUCUCCCAAGAUUGCAUACCAUCGGGUUAUGCUCUCCGAUUUUGGUAUUUCGGCUAUCCAUCACUGCAACAGGAUGACUACCAAUGCUGGAACGACAGCAUACCAGGCACCGGAGUUCACGCGAAGCGGGCAAUCUCACACGUCGGCGGUUGAUAUCUGGUCAUUGGGAGUCGUGACUACCAUCCUCCUUACAGCCGAACGCCAUGACGCAGACCUUAAUCGAAUGGAUGACGACGAUAUUGAGCAAUACAUCCGAGUUCUCUUUCACAGCUUGCCGCGCCGGCCGUCGUUGGAUGCAUACGACUUUGUCUGGAUGUGUCUCCAGAGAGACCCCUCGCAGAGAAUGACAGCCAAUGACGCGCAAGAGCACGAAUGGAUGUGUACUCCAGCGAAACACCUCAAGUUCUUUCGACUGCUUGACAAGAGAAUCAUGUCCUACUGGAAACCCCAGGACAAGCUGAAGCCAAUGCCUUGGGAGUUGCCAUGCCUGGUCAAGUCUGGCCCACCGACGCCGACAAGGGAGCCUGGGUCUUCCAGCCUGUAUUUUUCGGGGACGCCAGUGCGAAGCAAGAGACAAGCCGACGGUUCGACCAUAGUCGAUGAAGAAGGUCUCCUUCAACAAGGCGCUGACGGCGCGAAUGAUGAAGUCUCGUCGCUUUUUGCAGUGCCAACUGCGUCAUCACGUUCAACGGGUACCAGCCCCAACGGGAUGAGAAAGAAAGAUACCAAGUCGGAGCAUCCGCAGCCUCCCUGGCAUGGGUUCCUCAAGCCGGAACAUCCCAGACAUUCCGAGACUGGAGCAAAACGAAAGAGAAUUCCCAGGAUCAAGGCCCAUGGCACAGAACUGCAUCCGCUGCCUGGAUUAGCCAGACGCCUACCGCGGUCUGUCAACCAUUUUCAUCGCGAGAACGUCCUCCUGGAGCUUCAGAGAUCGAACUCCAAGUUUCUUGUCGAUGAAUCUUGCUCUAUUCCAAGCACCCCUCUUGAGAUGGUUGCACCACCAGCUCCAGUGAGCCCCAAGAAGCGAAAGAGCACAUAUGACGCAAUGGACAGAUCGGCCGGAAGAGAACAGCUGGCUGUACCAAAGAUUCAAUUCUGCUGA
Molecule: messenger RNA, 1950 nt
Organism: Fusarium keratoplasticum
Lineage: Eukaryota; Fungi; Ascomycota; Sordariomycetes; Hypocreales; Nectriaceae
Exons: 8
Coding region: 1-1950 (649 amino acids)
Biological process (GO): protein phosphorylation
Molecular function (GO): protein kinase activity; ATP binding; protein binding
Source: RefSeq, a predicted model, not a curated record